GGAGCAGCUUCCCCGGGCACCCUGCACCAUGGCAGAGCCUUCGCUGCCCCUCUCCUUCCUCUGCCUCCUCGCCCUGUCCUCCGCCUGCUACAUCCAGAACUGCCCGCGGGGCGGGAAGCGGGCGCUGGCCGACACAGCUCUGCGACAGUGCAUGCCCUGCGGUCCCGGCAACAGAGGGAACUGCUUCGGGCCCGGCAUCUGCUGCGGCUCGGAGCUCGGCUGCUACCUGGGCACGGCGGAGACGCGGCGCUGCGCCCAGGAGGAUUUGCUGCCCUCGCCCUGCCAGCCCGCCGGGCAGCCCUGCGGAGCCGGGGGCCGCUGCGCCGCGCCCGGCAUCUGCUGCAGCGCCGAGACGUGCGCCAUGGACACCGGCUGCCUGGACGAGGGCAGCGAGGGCGCUCAGGAGGCGGCGGAGGAGAAGAACCUGACGGUGCUGGAUGGCUCGGCCGGAGAUCUGCUCCUCAAGCUCAUGCACUUGGCAAACCGGCAGCAGCAGCAGCAGCAGCAGCAGGGCAAGCACCCCCUGCUCUGAGCCAGGGCGUGGGGAGUCCCCCCAUCCCUGACAGACCCCCCCAGCUCGGCUCUGUACAUACCAGACCCAAUAAAAGCCCUCGUGCACUGUG
Molecule: messenger RNA, 623 nt
Organism: Motacilla alba alba
Lineage: Eukaryota; Metazoa; Chordata; Aves; Passeriformes; Motacillidae
Product: vasotocin-neurophysin VT-like
Exons: 3
Coding region: 29-532 (167 amino acids)
Cellular component (GO): extracellular region; secretory granule
Molecular function (GO): neurohypophyseal hormone activity
Source: RefSeq, a predicted model, not a curated record